Emiliania huxleyi CCMP1516 is the source of this 827-nucleotide messenger RNA. RefSeq lists its product as hypothetical. Lineage: Eukaryota; Haptophyta; Isochrysidales; Noelaerhabdaceae. The transcript has a single exon. The coding region runs from base 202 to 585 and encodes 127 amino acids. The record is from RefSeq and is a predicted model, not a curated record.
GUCGCUGCCGCCGCGACGCCAGUAACCCUCUCAUCGCUCUACGAGGAGCGAGGAGCGGUUAUCUUUGCCGUUCGCCGACCCGGAUGACCGCUUUGCCGAGAGGAAGCUGCGGAUCUGUGCAGCGCUCUCUCUGGCAUCGACGUCCCGGUCGCCGGUGUCGUGAAGGAGGAGGAGAAGCCUCCCGACACGGACGCGGACAAGAUGCUCGGGGUGGCGGAGUUUGAGGAGCAGUACUUUUGCGGCCCGCUGUACCUGUCGGACGAGGACAGGACGCUGUACCAGCACCUCGGCAACCAGCCCAUCUUCACGCUCGGCACGCUGGCGCGGGCUCUACUGAAUCCGUUCAAGGCGCGGCGCGAGAUGAAGGAGAUGGGCGAGCGGAUGAAGGCGAGAAAGAUUGAGGGCAACAUGGUCGGUGACGGGCAGGUCAAGGGUGGCGUGCUAUGCAUCGCGCCCAGCGGCGAGAUCAAGCACACCUUCUACGAGGACCCGGGCAAGGGCAUCCCGCAGGAGGCGCAGGCUGCAAUCGUCGAGGCCGUGCGCUCCUUCCAACAGGCCUCGCCGAAGCAGCUCGCCGCAAACUAGAUCCGCCCGGUCGCACGGGCUGCGCCGCUGAGAGCUCGCGCACUCGCGCUCUCUCGGCGCGGAUCGUCCACCUCCUCUCUCAGGGAUGACGGCGGCCUGGCCCAAAUGCCAAUCGAGCAUGCCAACUGCCCGAGCUUUACUGAGGUGGAGAGGGGGGAGGUUGGGCGCGGGCGCGGGCGCUUGUUCCUUCUAGAGUGUCAUGUAUGCGAUGACCGAUGUGUGAAAAUGUCAUCGGUUUUGGU